This is a messenger RNA of Lotus japonicus, 1800 nucleotides long. RefSeq lists its product as uncharacterized. The coding region runs from base 116 to 1555 and encodes 479 amino acids. NCBI's taxonomy places the organism in Eukaryota, Viridiplantae, Streptophyta, Magnoliopsida, Fabales, Fabaceae. The record is from RefSeq and is a predicted model, not a curated record. The transcript is spliced from 5 exons.
AAAAAAAAAAAAGUAGUAAAUAAAUACGCUGACAAGUGCAACGACGCGCGUUCUCACUUCUUCCCUCUAUUGACUGACGAGGUUAGGGUUUCACGACAUUGUGCGACACGUGGCAAUGGCUUAUGUGGAUGAUGAUGAUGCUUCUACGGACUCUGGAGAUGAUGUGAACAUGUUGUUGGAUGGACACAAGCGUCAGGCGGGUGUGCCGUCGGGUUCUAAUGGUGGCCGGAAGCGAGGAAGGAAAGCUACUGGCAGUGCUAUAGUGGAUGCUAUGAUGGAGAUUGCGGCUGCUUCGAAGAUGAGGGCUAGCGCGAUUGUGAAGAAUGAGGACAGAUUCUCCAUAAACAAGUGCAUCAAAGUGUUGGAUGAGAUGCAAGAUACACCAAUCAGCUUGGAUGACAUUGACUUAGAAUUGGAUGAGAUGGAACUAGUUGCCGCUGCUGCUGGAUACUAUUACUAUAGCUGUCUAACUAAACAGCCUUCCCGCAGGAAAUGUGAAUUUAUGGCAGAAGUGCUGAAUGGGCAUGAUGACUUUUUUCGGGAAAUGUUGCGUAUGGACAAGCAUGUAUUUCACAAGUUGUGUGACAUUCUCCGUCAAAGAACCCUGUUACGUGAUACUCCUGGGGUAAUGAUAGAGGAGCAGUUAGCAAUAUUUUUAAACAUCAUUGGCCAUAACGAACGUAAUAGAGUGAUUCAGGAGCGGUUUCAGCACUCCGGUGAAACCAUUAGCCGACAUUUUAAUAAUGUACUGAAGGCUGUUAAAUCACUGUCACGUGAAGUUUUACAACCUCCUCAGCCCACAACACCUCCAGAAAUUCUCAACAGCGCUAGAUAUUACCCAUAUUUCAAGGAUUGUAUAGGAGUAAUUGAUGGUAUGCAAAUUCCUGCACAUGUUCCCGCCAAAGAUCACUCUCGAUUUCGCAAUAAGAAAGGUAUCCUAGCUCAAAAUGUGCUGGCAGCUUGCACAUUUGACCUGCAGUUUAUAUUUGUUUAUCCUGGUUGGGAAGGCUCAGUCAGUGAAUCACGUGUGUUAAGGGCAGUCCUUGAUGACCCAGAUCAGAAUUUCCCCCAAAUACCUCAAGGAAAGUAUUACCUUGUUGACAUGGGAUACUUCAAUACCGAAGGUUUUAUUACUCCUUUUCAAGGUGUUCGGUACCAGCGUCAUGAGUAUAGAGGUGCUAAUCAAUUCCCCAGAAAUGCAAAGGAGCUGUUUAAUCACAGGCAUUAUUUUCUGAGGGGUGCUAUCCUGAGGUCAUUUACUGUGUUGAAAGCUAGAUUCCCCAUCCUUAUACCUGCUCCUCAAUAUUCCUUUCAGAUUCAGCGCGACAUAGUCAUAGCUGCAUGUGUUUUGCAUAAUAUUAUUCGCCGUGAAGAUAGAAAUGACUGGUUAUUCAAUAGCCUUGGGGGGACACCAGUGGACGAACUUACAGUUCUUGAUGAACUUCCUGAUGUUCAGUUGCUUUCUUCAAUGCAAGAACAACUUGCAUUCUCGUUACGGGAUUCAAUUGCUUCAGCUAUGUGGGAUGACUUCUUAAAUAAAUGGGAUGAGUGGUGAUUAUUUGCUUGAAAUAUUUCAUGAUACUUUUGUGACUCAAUAUGGGGGCGGCCUUUUGCAAAUGGGCGUGUAGGCUCUGAUGGAACUGAUGGCCACCUUAAUUUGAUGUAUAGGUCACUGUCCAUUAUUAUUGUUAGUAACAUGAAAUUUUGUGUAGUCUCUGCUUAUAUUUGUCAAAUAUUUACAUUGAAAUGGAAUUGUGAAUGCUGCUUUGAGUUAGAUAAAGAUAUUGCUGUGACUGUACA